AAUUCUUUUCUGAAAUAUCCAUAAAAAAUCUAAAUGAUUCCAUAUGCAAUUAUUAAUAUUUUUUGUGUUUUAGUAAAAAACUGCAGUACUGCUUUGGUCAGCUCCACUCCAUGUUGUCUCAAACACAGAAGUUUAACUUGGAAACGACUGAAUGAUGUUUCUCUUUUCUUUUUUCAUAUUUUAGCAUUACUUCGGAAUAAUUUAGCUUUAGCUUAAAUGUUCUAUGCAUUUGUACCUUUUCAAAUUGUUCUAUGAAAGUAUGCACAUUUUUUUUUUCGAGAAAACGCAAAAGAGUUGCGUUUCAUUGCAUUGAACAGGAAGACAUCGGGGGUACAACCUUCAGAAAGGAGGGACACACACACACACACGACCGUCCUCACCAAAUGACUACAGCUAGGUGAGGAGGUGCCCUCAACUACAGACACUCAACGACAUUAGGCCUCGCCCAGCCUUGCCUCCAGCCAAAAUGGCGAAGCACCGAGACUCGGAGCAACAGGGCAGCAUCACUGCCAUUGCAAGACACUUCCAGGGACGAAUGCAGCUUCAGGACUGCCCAUGCCGACGUACCUCGCACCCAUGUGCCUAGAGAGUCGACGGGUGAAGGCAGGGCCUGAUUGGAACUGGUGUAGCAUUCAUUGGGGAGCGCCAGCGCAGGCAAACGUUGCGACCUGCUCCUUGUGUAGCAGUCUACGCCAGAGCGAUGCAUCGCCAACCACCAUCUGUCGCAUCAAGAACUCCACUUGCAGCCAAAGCAGCGCCAUCAAGAGGGGAACGGCGUUGAGACGCCGCCGCUGCCCGGUCCGGGAGGCCGGACCUAGGAUUUCUCCCGGUGCUCGAGGAGGAGGUCCGGUCAGGGUCAUGCCAACGCCUCCAAGGAGGUGACGGCACCCUCGGGCGUCGCCGUAGACAGCGCAGGUCGUCGCCACGCGGGGAUUUCGCCCCGACCCAAGAACGAAGACCUCAGAUGCAGUGGCAGACCGGGCAUGGCGCAGAAUCGUCGGAAAAGACCAACACACAUGGGGGAAGCCUAGAAACGUUGUCGUCGCAGGAGUGGGCACCGACCAGCGCAGCUCCAGCAGGCCGGCCACCAUCGGGAGCGCGUCCAGCAGGCGGCAGCAGCCACCUGCACCACGCCGCCGCCGCGCUGGCCCGCAGCCUCCGCCGCCAGGAUCCGCCGGGGCACAGCGGAGCAGCAACCGUCAGGGUCGCCGCACGCGUGCUUACUAACCCAGCGGCAACCGCCGGCGGCGGCCGGGAGGGGUGGGAGGAGGGAGAAGGGUUGGUGGGGGCAGAGCCUGGGCGGGCUCGUGCGGCCCAGAUCUGGGCGCCCUCAACUCUGCCGCACGCAUCAGCGGCCGGCGGCCGCCAUGGCAGCGCCACCGCGCACGCAGUCCACCCCAUCUCGACCUCCCCGCGAGCAAACGGCCGCCCGCCGCGCCACCGCGCGCUCCCGCCGCUCCAGCGCGCCCAGCAGCAGCGCGCGAGCACACGAACGAGGGCCCCGCCGCCGCCGUCCACCGGUGAGGGCUUUGCCCGCCGGCAUCCUCCGGCGACGGCGAGGAGAGGGAGGGGAAGGAGGGGAGCCUGGGCGGCGGCUAGGGUUUCGCCUCCCGAGUCGCCCCUGGGAGCGACGCGGGGGCUGGGAGGGGUCCCUGAUCACGUGCAUAUUGACCAUGGGCCAUGCAGACUGGAAACCCUUGCAAUUUUUGUGUUUUGCUUAUUUCUAUCGAGUACUUGAGAAACUGAAGUCUACGGAGCCAGUAAUAACUCCUGUAUACAAUGAGUACGGUGAGGUUGAAGGCCGAGGUAUACAUAUGGCAAAGCGAGUGCUUCGUAGUUUGAGUUUGGUACUUGGAUCGAUAUUUGCUGCAUCCCUGG
Messenger RNA from Triticum aestivum (bread wheat), 1878 nucleotides. RefSeq lists its product as uncharacterized. Gene Ontology annotation, cellular component: chloroplast membrane. The transcript is spliced from 3 exons. The record is from RefSeq and is a predicted model, not a curated record. Bases 965 to 1738 code for a protein of 257 amino acids. NCBI's taxonomy places the organism in Eukaryota, Viridiplantae, Streptophyta, Magnoliopsida, Poales, Poaceae.